This is a messenger RNA of Cavia porcellus (domestic guinea pig), 7530 nucleotides long. It is a transcript of the gene Chmp6, whose product is annotated as charged multivesicular body protein 6. Gene Ontology annotation, biological process: vesicle budding from membrane; late endosome to vacuole transport via multivesicular body sorting pathway. Gene Ontology annotation, cellular component: ESCRT III complex; multivesicular body. Lineage: Eukaryota; Metazoa; Chordata; Mammalia; Rodentia; Caviidae. The record is from RefSeq and is a predicted model, not a curated record. The transcript has 8 exons. Bases 96 to 701 code for a protein of 201 amino acids.
GCGGCGCUCGGCCCUUCGCGGCCGCCGUAGGGUGGGGGGGCGAGUACGGUGGCCGCAGAGUUAGUGACUGUGGGGCGGCCGGCUGCGGGUCCGCCAUGGGCAACCUGUUCGGCCGCAAGAAGCAGAGCCGGGUCACCGAGCAAGACAAGGCCAUCCUGCAACUGAAACAGCAGCGGGACAAGCUGAGGCAGUACCAGAAGAGGGUCACACAGCAGCUGGAGCGUGAGCGGGCACUGGCCAGGCAGUUGCUGCGGGACGGCAGGAAGGAACGGGCCAAGCUGCUGCUCAAGAAGAAGCGGUACCGGGAGCAGCUCCUGGACCGGACAGAGAACCAGAUCAGCAGCCUGGAGGCCAUGGUUCAGAGCAUUGAGUUCACCCAGAUUGAGAUGAAGGUGAUGGAGGGGCUUCAGGUGGGGAACGAGUGUCUGAACAAGAUGCAUCAGGUGAUGUCCAUCGAGGAAGUGGAGAGGAUCCUGGACGAGACACAGGAGGCUGUGGAAUACCAGAGGCAAAUCGACGAGCUGCUGGCUGGAAGCUUCACGCAGGAGGAUGAAGAUGCCAUCUUGGAGGAGCUGAAUGCCAUUACUCAGGAACAGUUAGAGCUCCCAGAGGUCCCUUCGGAGCCCCUUCCUGAGACACAUCCAGAAAAAGCUCCUGUCAAGGUCAGGCCCAGACAGGCAGACCUGGUGGCAGCCUCCUAACGUGGCCCUGGCAGGACUUGAAGGACACCCCGAGAUUGGCCUACAGAGUCUGGGUGUGGCGGCCAGCAUGGAGCAUGCAGCUGGGUGGGGCCAUGGCUCCACGAGGCUUGGGCGGCUCCAGACGGUCCCCUCGCUGUUCGGUCUGAACUGCUGGCCUCGCCGUCUUGCUCCUGCUUCUGGAUUAAAGGACAACGUGCAAUCCUCAGCCCGGCCCGGCUCGGAGAGGCCAUGGUUCCGCAGUGGCCGUGGCCUGGCCCUGUGUCCUGGUGCUGUUCACUGCUGCCCGGCUCCAGUGGCCUGUGCUCUCCCCGGGGGAAGCUGCCAGCUGGCCUUGGGGUCCCUGUGCUUCUUUUUCACUUCUUUGUUGCUCCCUUUAGCUGGUGAAGGGCUUCACUGAAAGGGCCCUGUCUCACCUGGCAUUAGUUUCCCUGUGUGUCAGGACCAGAAUGCCUGGGAACCAGCACUGCCGACCGUCCCAGCACCCAGACUCAAGCCUCUGUCGCUCAGUGGAGGCGGGCCGUGGUCCGGCACUGCUGGAUGGAGGACCACAGGAGUCCCAACUUCACCCUGUGUCUGCAGGCCUGUGCACCCUGGCCCGGCCCUGCUGAGGAAGGACACCUGAAGGUGGUGGUGAGAUCCAGCUCCAUCAGGUGUGGCCCCGCCGUGUACCUUGGGAAUGCCACACCCUUGUCACCAGCUCCUGAGCCAACAACAGCCAGGGCAGGAGGCACAGAGCCUGGAAGCAAUGCCUCAUGUGUGACCCUUGUUUGCUCGCUGGACAAUCUCACUGGUGUCUUGCUGACCUGUGAGCAGCAUGAGGGCAGUGGCCAAAGAGAGCUCUCAGCACCUCCCGGGCAACCAGGAGCAGAGGGGAAACUCUUGCUCUCCCAGACAGGUCAGCCUGUAUAUUAAAGUUGACCCCUGUGUGGCCUGUGCCUCCUGGACUGGGCGUUUCUAUGUCCCGAGGUGGCUCCGGCUACACAGGCAGCUUGGGAUGAAGCCCUGACUGGGCACAGGUGGGGACAUAGGCAAGGACCACAUGUCCAGCGGAGGUACAGCUUCUGGGCUCUUCUGCUGGUGGACAGAAGGCAGGCCAGUUCUUGGCAGCUGAGCCUGACAGUCACUCUGAACGGUGCCUCCUUGCAGGCAGGGUGGUGCUCUGGCCACUCUGAGAAGAUACCUGGCUGCCUUUCAGGGGUCAGUGGUUUCCAGUGGUCCCCGUGGCUGAAGGUGUGGUCUGAGAUUUUUUGCCAUGAGGGUGGGCAACUGGUUCAGAGUCCUGAUGCCUGGUGGGACCCAGGAGCCCGGGAAGCAACCCCACUCCCAUACUGCAGCACCAUGGGGUGCUGGCCAUAUUCCCAGGGCUCCUGGUUUCUCAGAAGCUGAGACCUAGGUGUCCAGGGGAGGGACACCUGCUGGGGACCCAGAGGGAACUAGGCGCCGCCCUAUGGUCACUCAUGUCUGCGUCUGCCAGGAGGGCACUCAUGUCUCUGCCUGCCAGCCUCAAGGAGAUUCUGCAGAAAAUGCUUGGGCUCUACUCUGCUUGUAGUACCCUAAGGGUAGUCAGUGAGGCCUGGGCCAGGCCCACAGCCUGCCCCUCUGCAAGUCCCAGGCAUAUGUGGAGGAGGCUGAGGGCCCAGGCUUAUAGACAGGAGCACAGCUGGACAGGCCACAGCGGAUGUCCAGGCAUUGUCACAGCCUCACCAGAUCCCUCUCUAGGGUGGACCCUUUUCCUGCCUCUCUCCUGCAGGAGCAUGGCCGAUGUCACAGGAUAGGCUGGCUGCUGGUGGCAUUUUUCACUGUGGACUGCCUUCAGCCCAAGCAAGCUGCUGUCCACGGUGCCCUGGCGUGAGCCACAUGGGUACAGCUGGGAGCAGCAAGAAGAGGACAGGAGAACCACAUCCCCUCCCCAGGUUGUCAGUCUUUUAAUCUCCUCGCAGCCUAGACCACCCUUGAGCAGAUUCCCUGACUGCUCAGUGUGCCUGCUUUACAGCUUCUUGUUUGGUCCUGGGGCUGGUGGCAGCUCCUGCCAACCAGCAGGAACCCAGCACCAGCCAGGGCCUGGCCUGCCUGCCUUCCAGUGUGGGUGGGUACAUGGCCCUGACAGUCACAAGUCAAAAUUAAGUGCACCGACCAAGGCAGCGCUGGAAUCCUGCCUGAGAGACUCCCUGAGGUGUGGGUAGAUGAGGAAGAGGGGUACCCUGUGGGUACCUGAUGGCAUGCUUGGCAGCAGCACCCAUGCCAGGAAGGUGCAGAGGGGCAGGAGAGACCCCUGGAGCCACAAGAGGCAGCAGCUUUAAGGAUGCCGGGGAAGCCCUAGCUAUGGUGGCUCCUGCAAAAGCGCACCACAGCCCUGGCUCAGGUGGGGACAGUGAGAAGUGACCCAGGUCUCCAAGGUUCCCAUGGGUAGCAUGGAAAGGAGAAUAGCGUGGGCUGGAGGGGAGGGAAGGGCAGGCGCAGGGUGUCCUGGUGGACCAAGGAGGGACAGAUUGUGAUCCUGACUUUGGUCCUGCAUGAGGUUGGGGGGUGCUGUCGGCAUCCAUCCUUGCCUCCCCUCAGUUGCUCCACCUGUGACAGGCAUGUGCCCGGCAGUGUGGACUCACUGUGCGCUCUCAGGGACUCAAGCUCUGUGCUGCUGUGGACACCUGCAUACACAGCGCUGUGAGCAGGGUCCUGCUGGCUCUGCAGGCCUAGAACCCACAGUAUGGGCGUCCUGCCUGGCCUUCAAGUUUUGUCACCAAUGGGGCAAGGAGAAGGCAAGGGUGCCCCUUUGUGAGGGCAUCUCCUGAUCUGAGAGCCAGGCCUCUUGGCCUUUCAAGUUCUGAAAGUCCCAACCUUGGCUCAGCCUGCUGGUGCUCGCCUGUAAUCGGCACUCUGGAGGCUGAGGCAGGACAAUUAAAGUUCUAGGCAUUUGAGCAACCUGGUGAGCCCUGCCUCAGAAUGUAGAAGGGCUGAGUGUGUGGUUCGAUGGCAGGCUGUGUUCAGCCCGCAGUGCUGGCAGGGGAAGGUUCCAACCUUUAACUGCCGUCAGGACAGCCAGCAGAAAAUGUGCAGAGAAUGACCUUCAGAGCCUGUGGACAGCUGCCCGGGCACCUCCAUGGGUGCAGAACAAUCGAAACAACCUUGGUUAAAUGUUGGGAGCCGCAGCCCCGAGCCCGGUCGCCUCACUUGGCGGACGUGAGGCCUGUAGUAAAGAGUGAGGCCUGAGGUAGAUUACCCCUCCCAUCGAAUAUGCUAGUUUCCUGCUUACCGCGUAAACAACCCGCUCAACAAUAUAGUCUGCCUGGCAACUGAUGAUGUUAGCCAAUCAGCUUGCCUUGCUUACUUUAACAUGAUUGGACACUGUACCCGUAUAUAUACUGGUGCCACCCCUGGGAGGAAGUAGAAGCCAGGUAGAAGCCCGGAAGUAGAAGCCCAGAAGGAGCCGCAGAGAGCGGACCGAUAGAGGCUUCGGGGCAGACUGAAGCACAAGAGGAGCCGCGGAGAGCGGACCAAAGGAGGCUUCAGCUGGGAGAACCCAGGGCAGGCUGUACGGAGAAGAAGAAUAAAAAGAAAAGGUUGUCCACUACCAGACUGUGUCGUGUGUCCUUCCUGCCGGCCGGGAGCGGACAUCGACAUUUGGAGGCCCGCCCGGGGACUGAUCACCCCCGAGACGUGACAGUGGACAACGCUCCAGUACAGAGCUGCGAGACAGGUGAGUUGGGGAUAAGCCUGGGCUCUGGGUGGCGCGCACCUACAGGGCUUUUAGACUCCCCUCAGGCUCACGCGUAAGUGGCGGAUUCCUUGGGCCUCACGCGGUGAGUAACAUAUUAAAAAAUGGGAAACAUGCUAGGUAGCGGCACUAAGAGCGAGGGUGGUUGUGGAGAAAGCUCUCAAGAGCUUACAAAAGUAUGCAGGGUAUCUGAGCAGGCCCAGUCAGGGAGCUCCCGAGAGGGGUCCGUCAAGGGGAACAAGGAUGCUAAGGAGGAGGACGGGGCUCUAGCCUCGGAGUCGUCUGACUCCGAGGACGAGGGAAAGUUGAAUGGCAAGGAGGCCAAAGAGACCAGCUGUCAGGAGCCUAAGUCGCUCAAUAAGGAGUCGCAGGGUUCUUUUCCAGCGUUGCCCCGCGAAUUGCGCUCUGCUCAACCUGGUCUGCGGAGGAGUAGAGAGCUCCUGAGUGCGCCCCGGCGCGAGAGGGAGGCGAAGCCUUCCGCCCCACCUUGGGGGCCGUUUCCGGAGGCGAUCCCUCGCCGCGGGGCGGCCGCCCGGGAGCUCCCUUCCUCUUCGCCAGAACAGGAAGUGAUGCACGGGCCCCCAUUUUCCGCCCAAUCACGGCCGUUGUUUUAUGCUCCGCCGCCGGCGGAUCGGUAUUUUCACAGGUGGCUUUGGCAGGGGAGACGCUUGUUUCAUGAGGUACAUCCACCACCUGGGAUGGAUAGUGACCCCUAUGGGAUAUUUCCUGUACAAGUGGCUAUAGGCCAGGGACGCAAUGUACGGGAGCCUUUUGAGAUAAAGCAGAUUAGAGAACUUAAAAAUGCAGUUACAACUUUUGGGCCGACUGCGCCUUACACCAUUGCCAUGCUGGAGAACCUGUCUUCUGGGCCCCUCACCCCCGCGGACUGGAUUCAGCUGGCGGGGGCGUGUCUGCCCUCGGGUGGUUACCUGGAUUGGCGAGCCUGGUAUGCAGAGUCCUCUGCAGAGCAGGCUGAGAGAAACGCCAAUCGGGGAGACCGGGGGUGGAACAAGAGAAUGCUUGUGGGAGAGGGUCGGCGCGCUGAUGGUCAGACUCGGUUCCCCGGCGCUCUCUGGCGGGGAGGAGAUAGAGAGCCAUCCGCUCCGCCCUGGAGCUCUUUUCUAAAAGCGGCUCCCCGCCGAGAGGCCGCCACAGGAAACCCUCCCUUCCCUCAGCCGGCACAGGAAGUGACGCCCCGUUUCACUCUGUCGCGACCGCAGUCUUAUGACGUCGCGCCGCUGGGCAGACGGUAUUUUCAUGGGCGGCUACUCUGCCGAGCAGGCUGAGAAAAACGCCGGUCGAGGAAAAAGGGGCUGGGGAUUUAGCUCAGCGGCUUAAGCGCCUGCCUUGCAAGUGUGCAGUUGUUAGUUCGAUCCCUGGUACCAAUAAAAAAAAAAAAAAAAAAAAAAAAAAAAAAAAAAAAACGAAAAAGAUAAAAAUAAAAAAUAAAAAAUAAAAAACAAAAAGGGGGAGUAAACCCUCGAGGUUUGAUCCCUGGUGAUGUUUGGCAGAUGGACAUCACACAUAUACAGGAGUUUGGGACUCUUAAAUAUGUUCAUGUUUCCACAGACACCUGUUCUCGCGUCAUAUUUGCAACAGCAGAAACAGGUGAAAAAGUGUCUAAUGUGAUCAAUCAUUGCCUGGCGGCUUGGGCCGCAUGGGGCAAACCAAAAAUAUUAAAAACUGAUAAUGGACCAGCCUAUAUAGGCAAAGCUUUCAAUGAGUUCUGCAAAAUGAUGGAGGUUCAAUUAAAACAUGGUAUCCCAUACAAUCCCCAAGGUCAAGGAAUCAUUGAGAGGGCUCAUAGAAGCCUCAAAGAAAUUUUACAAAAACAAAAAGGGGGAGUAGGCCAAGGCCUGGCCCCAAAGGCACGAUUAUCCAUGGCACUAUUCACACACAAUUUUUUAAAUUUAAAUAAUGAUAAUCGCUCCCCAGCUGUGGAGCACUGCAACCCUUCCCCCAACCAUAAAGGGUGGGUGAAGUGGAAAGAUGUCCUGACAGGACAAUGGAUGGGCCCGGAUCCAGUGGUCAGCUGGAACCGAGGCGCGGUUUGUGUUUUCCCACAGGAACUGGGACGAGAACCACUGUGGAUACCGGAGAGACUGACACGGGCAACAAAGCCCUCGACUGAAGAUCAGACCUGCCCUACUGGAGAUCCAUCACAGACCAACCAACAAGAUGAAUAGAAAUAGCGGUAGCCCGAAAUGGACAAAAAGAUCCUCAGGCAUAUGCAUGGCUUGCUCGAUUGGCCCACGACCGAGUCUAGAUAUGGCGGGCAUCCUUCAUUCUCCUCCAUAAGGUGACAAUACACAGCAGGGUAGAUGAGUCAAUGACGGGUAAGAGCGUGCCUCCCCAGCACGACUCGACCUAAGCCAGGCCCUACCCCAUCCUGCACGUAAGCCGCUGGACUGUUAGAUGCUGCCCAGGUCUAAAUUUCUCUCCAAGGGGAUUUCUUUACGGAGAGGAAAUGAGUGCAAGCUUGUGUGCAUCCAGGUUCCGUCCAGUUUGUGCCUGGCCCUAGAAAAAGGACGAGGGCCUCAGGGCCUUGGCAGACCAUGGGACGGCCGACCAGGGUCUAAGCCAAGGACCUACGGUGGGCCUACGCAUAGGGCAUAAGCCUCUGCACCCAGUCCAGGAAGGGCUACGAUGCGCACAUUCAUAAAAAAUAAAAAAGGGGGAGAUGUUGGGAGCUGCAGCCCCGAGCCCGGUCGCCUCACUUGGCGGACGUGAGGCCUGUAGUAAAGAGUGAGGCCUGAGGUAGAUUACCCCUCCCAUCGAAUAUGCUAGUUUCCUGCUUACCGCGUAAACAACCCGCUCAACAAUAUAGUCUGCCUGGCAACUGAUGAUGUUAGCCAAUCAGCUUGCCUUGCUUACUUUAACAUGAUUGGACACUGUACCCGUAUAUAUACUGGUGCCACCCCUGGGAGGAAGUAGAAGCCAGGUAGAAGCCCGGAAGUAGAAGCCCAGAAGGAGCCGCAGAGAGCGGACCGAUAGAGGCUUCGGGGCAGACUGAAGCACAAGAGGAGCCGCGGAGAGCGGACCAAAGGAGGCUUCAGCUGGGAGAACCCAGGGCAGGCUGUACGGAGAAGAAGAAUAAAAAGAAAAGGUUGUCCACUA